AUGAACGGCUACGGCUCCCCCUACCUGUACAUGGGCGGCCCGGUGUCGCAGCCGCCGCGGGCGCCCUUGCAGCGCACGCCCAAGUGCGCGCGCUGCCGCAACCACGGCGUGCUGUCCUGGCUCAAGGGCCACAAGCGCUACUGCCGCUUCAAGGACUGCACCUGCGAGAAGUGCAUCCUCAUCAUCGAGCGGCAGCGGGUCAUGGCCGCGCAGGUGGCGCUGCGCCGGCAGCAGGCCAACGAGAGCCUCGAGAGCCUCAUCCCGGACUCACUGCGCGCCCUGCCCGGACCCCCGCCGCCGGGGGACGCCGCUGCCGCCCCGCAGCCGCCGCCGACCUCGCAGCCGUCUCAGCCGCCGCCGCCGCCACCGCGGCCCGUCGCCGAGCUGGCUGCGGCCGCCGCGCUGCGCUGGGCCGCGGAGCCCCAGGCCGGGGCGUUGCAGGCGCCCCUCGCCAAGCCAGACUUGACCGAAGAGCGGCUGGGGGACAGCAGCUCGGCCGACAACACGGAGACCUUCAGCGACAAAGACGCGGACCAGAGGAGCUCCCCAGAUGUGGCCAAAAGCAAGGGCUGCUUCACCCCGGAGAGCCCCGAGAUCGUGUCCGUGGACGAGGGGGGCUACGCGGUGCAGAAAAACGGAGGCAACCCGGAGAGUCGCCCGGACAGCCCCAAGUACCACGGGGAGCAGAACCACCUGCUGAUCGAGGGCCCCUCGGGGACCGUGUCCCUGCCCUUCAGCUUGAAGGCCAACCGGCCGCCCCUGGAAGUGUUGAAAAAGAUCUUCCCCGCCCAGAAGCCCACGGUGCUGGAGCUCAUCCUGAAGGGCUGCGGCGGGGACCUGGUGAGCGCCGUGGAGGUCCUGCUGUCCAGCCGCUCCUCUGUCGCCGCGGCCGCCGCGGACCGGGCCGCCGAGCCCGAGGGGCUGGUGCUGCCCUCCAACGGCCACAUCUUUGAACACAGCCUGAGCUCCUACCCCAUCUCCUCCUCCAAGUGGUCCGUGGGCUCGGCCUUCAGGGUCCCGGACACGCUGAGGUUCUCGGCCGACUCCAGUAACGUUGUCCCCAACCCCUUGGCCGUGCCCCUGCAGCAUCCUUUCCCCCAGCCGCCCCGCUACCCGCUGAUGCUGCGGAACACUUUGGCCAGGAACCAGUCGAGCCCCUUUUUGCCCAACGACGUGACCCUGUGGAACACCAUGACCCUGCAGCAGCAGUACCAGCUGCGGUCCCAGUACGUGGGCCCCUUCCCCGCCAACUCGGCCGGCGUCUUCCGGAGCUCGCCCGUCCUCCCCGCGCGCGCCCCCGAGGACCCCCGCAUCUCCAUCCCCGACGACGGCUGCCCGAUCGUGGCCAAGCAGCCCCUCUACGCCGAGGAGGACUACGACGAGAGGUCCGACUCCUCAGACUCUAGAAUACUCAACACGUCCUCCUAA
This is a messenger RNA of Neogale vison (American mink), 1428 nucleotides long. RefSeq names its product doublesex and mab-3 related transcription factor 3 (gene DMRT3). Gene Ontology annotation, molecular function: RNA polymerase II cis-regulatory region sequence-specific DNA binding; protein binding; DNA-binding transcription factor activity, RNA polymerase II-specific. NCBI's taxonomy places the organism in Eukaryota, Metazoa, Chordata, Mammalia, Carnivora, Mustelidae. Gene Ontology annotation, cellular component: nucleus. The transcript is spliced from 2 exons. Gene Ontology annotation, biological process: regulation of transcription by RNA polymerase II; male sex differentiation. Bases 1 to 1428 code for a protein of 475 amino acids. The record is from RefSeq and is a predicted model, not a curated record.